This is a messenger RNA of Biomphalaria glabrata, 10471 nucleotides long. RefSeq names its product huntingtin-like. Gene Ontology annotation, cellular component: cytoplasm; nucleus. The record is from RefSeq and is a predicted model, not a curated record. The transcript is spliced from 63 exons. NCBI's taxonomy places the organism in Eukaryota, Metazoa, Mollusca, Gastropoda, Planorbidae. Bases 202 to 9285 code for a protein of 3027 amino acids.
ACUAUUUUGUGGGCGAAGUUUCUUCAAGGCUAGAAACUCUUCAAUGUUCUAAGAUGGUGGAUAUCUUAUUUAUUGAUAAACAAUGAAUGCAAGUUGCAAAAAAAUACAUCUCGAGCUAGUGACCAUUCUAAGCUCUAUGCUUCAUUUACUGUAUUACUGAUUGUUAAAUAAGAAGGCAUAUCUGAAGGUCAACAAUUAUAAAUGAAUAUGGCAACAAUAGAGAAGCUUAUCAAAGCCUUUGAGGGGCUGAAAGUUUUCCAACCAAAUGCACAAGUUGCAGAAGAUCCCAAGAAAAAAGAUCAGAAUGUACCAACCAAGAAAGAUAAAAUUCUACACUGCAAUGUUGUUGCAGACUCUAUGUGUUCACCCAACAUGAGAACUAUUGCAGAUUUUCCUAAGUUUUUAGGCAUUGCAAUGGAAGCUUUUCUUAAUCUUUGCGAUGACCCUGAAGCAGAUGUUCGGAUGGUUGCAGAUGAAUGCUUAAACAGAACUAUAAAGGUGCUCUUAGAAACAAACUUGGGUAGACUGCAAGUUGAGCUCUACAAAGAGCUGAAAAAAAAUGGUCCAUCAAGAAGUCUUAGGGCAGCUCUAUGGAGAUUUGCUGACAUGUGCCAUCUGAUUAGGCCACAGAAGUGCAGACCAUACAUUGUAAAUUUGCUUCCUUGUGUGGCACGUAUUUGCCGUAGAGAGGAAGAGGCUGUACAGGAAACAUUGUCUACUGCCAUGCCCAAGAUCUGCUCGGCUCUAAUGCCUUUUGCCAAUGAUACAGAAGUUAAGGCAUUGUUGAAAUCUUUCCUUCCUAACCUAAGAUCUAGUUCUGCAGUCUGUAGAAGAAUGUCUGCCAGCAGUUUAGCUUUGAUUUGUCAGCAUUCCAGAGCUCCACUGUCAUUUUUCAAUUACUUGAUUGGAGUCCUUCUUGAAAUGAUAUUACCUGUAGAUACAGAGCAUGAUGUUCAUACUUUGCUUGGUGUGAUUCUGUGUUUGCGUCAUGCCAUGCCUCAUUUAUCACCAUCCAAUACAAAAGAUCAGGGUCUGAAAGAUAGCUUUGGUUACAGGGAGGCAGAAGCAGAGCAAGCCGUUGGAGAGGAGCAAAUGGUUAAAAUCUUGCAGGCCUUGCUCCACUACACUGGACACAGUGACCACAAUGUUGUCACAGCUGCUCUAGAGUCACUGCAACAGUUGUUGCGUACGCCCCCACCUACAUUGAGAAAGAUAUUACUCACCCCUGGCAGUAUCUCGAGGACUUAUAUUUUUAGUCAUGACAUUGAUGAUGAGAACCAUGGACGGAUAGAAAGUGUCCUGGAUUUGCCGUCAAUGUCUGAUGAUGCAAGUCUUGAUGAAGAUGGUGAUGCAGAUGUUAAUGUUCAAGCACAUUUAGCAAAAAAAACAUCAACAGUUUUACCAGAGGUUGAUCUAAAAUCUACAAAUAGUCAACAAAAGGGCCAAAACUCAGGGUUAAUAGAGUCAUCAUUACAAGAGCAAAGGGACCAUAUUGAUAACCAGACAAUUGUGGUGACUGAUGGCACAGAAUAUUCCAGUGUGGAAAUUGGGGAUAUCAAUGAAGAAAGAUCAGAAUUGUCUGCAUCAGGUAUGUCACACAGUGAAAGUAUUGAGACUUUACAAAGUGUCCGCAGCAUUAGCCCUAACACAGUUCAGAUGGCACCUGUCCAGCUUCCAGGUCAUGACAUGAAUGGUAAUCCCCAGAUAAUAGUUUGCCCUGGAGAUGAUGGGGCACUCCCUCCUGCUAGUCCUAUUCCAAGUGGUGUUGAAGCAAUACAACAGAUUACUAUGGAACAAGAUUCUCUGCAGGAAGUUGAUGUACCACUUCUCUUUUAUAUGCGUCUGCUCUGCAAGCGUUUCCUCUUGACUGGAAUGACUGAAGGUCUUGUACCAGACAAGCAAGUCAGAGUCAGCUUAAAGUCACUGGCUCUAGGAUGUGUGUCAUGCAGUCUAGCAUUAUGUCCCAGACUGUUUCUUUUCAAACUUUGUCCCACGGCUGUUAAUUCAGGCAGUGAUCAGAAUAUUCAAGACAUCACUUUGUAUGCUGGUCAUCCUGACCACCAAUUGAAAGGUCAAACAGCCAUUGUGAUAGGAAGUUUUGUCAGAGCUGCUCUGACAGAGGGCAGGGGAAAUUUUCAUCAGUGGAUUAUGGCAAACAAGCCCCCAUCACAAAAUGUGUUAACCUUAGAUGCCCUAUUGAAAAUCAUUGUGAACAUUAUGGAAGAUGAGUCUGCGGUGGCUAUUAGAGCAGCAUUAGUAGCCUUGCAGAUGUGUCUGGCUCACCUCUUGGAUAGCUGUCAUGGGCGCCUGGGAUUAAAUAUUUUAUUUGAUUUGCUGAUAGUCAGGUCUAAUCCUUAUUGGUUGGUCAAGGUGGAACUAUUAGAAUUGAUUGGAGGAUUGAAUUUUAAAGUCAUCAGUUAUUUAGAGUCAGUGUCUCAAGAUAUCAUCAAGGGAGAUCAUAACUUUCUAGGUAAGAUGUGCCUGCAGGAGCAUAUUUUUCAAGAGAUAGUUCUUCAUUUACUUGGAGAUGAAGAUGCCAGAGUGCGUACUGCUGCCUCAUCAGCUAUAGCCAGAUUGGUGACAUCAUUGUUUUUCCCUUCUGACAACCCUCAACAAGAUCCAGUCAUCUCCAUAGCCGCUGACCAAACUACAGAUUUGCUGACUCCCAUAAUGCACCCUUUCCUUACUGGUCAGCUGCCACCACUUGUUCAGGGGCUCAUAGAGCCUUUCAUGUUUGACAUUUUGGAAGAGAUAAAUCCUUGCAUUGAAAGUGCAUUGUCUCGUGUUGUUCAGCAGUUACUGCAUUUAUUGUUGGUCUCCCAAUCCAGAUAUAUCACGAGUGGGUGCUGUCAAGCCCUGUGCCGCCUGUCAGAAGAAUAUCUCAUAACACAGUAUGCACCAUCCUGGGGUUGUGGUCCAGCCAAGCCAAUAUCUACCAAGGAAAAGGUUGAGAAACUGGGGAUGAGAAGGCCUCCAAACAGAUCUUUGAGUGCAUCAAGCAUGGAUGAGUUGACAACAGCAUCUGGAGGAGGACCACUGCCAAUAGUUCUCUCUUUGUUGUUUUCUUCACAGGCUGGACUUGAACUCACCACUCAUCAAGAUCUGCUGCAACUUGCAGGAAAUCUCAUUUGUGGCGCUGCAUACAGAAAUCUGCAGUCCAUAGAGAUUACUGAGAAAAGUCCAGGGUCUGAAGAGGAUGGCCACUGGGCUACUGUGACUGACAGAUUUUUGGUGCCAAUGAUAGAACAGCUGUUUGUGCAUACUGCUAGGCUAUUGAAUGCUUGCACCCACGCUAUUGAAGAAACCACACCUGGUCCACCUCAGAUCAAGCCUUCUCUUCCUUCUCUGCCCAAUGCUGCCACACUUAGCCCAGUGAGGAGAAAGAUGAAAGGGGAAAAAGAAACAAAUGUUCCAGGCCCAAGUGGUUCACCGGAUCCAAAAUCUGCCCAAAAGACACCAGGAAAAGAGUCUAAAGAAGGAGACAAAGACAAGACUAGGAAAGAUGGUGUUGGUUCCUUUUUUAACAUUCCACAAUACAUGAAACUGUUUGAAGUUCUUAAAGGAUCGUAUUCUAACUUUAAAACGUCCCUAGAUUUGACCAGCAGUGAUAAGUUUUGUACCAUACUGAGGACAGUUUUAACCGUUUUGUCGCAGCUGUUGGAGAUAGCCACACUGUAUGACAUUGGUAAAGUUACUGAGGAAAUUCUUGGUUAUUUGAAGGUCACAAUGGCCCUAGAGCCUACAUGGACAGUCCUUUGUGUACAGCAGUUACUGAAAGCCUUGUUUGGUACAAAUCUGGCUAGCCAAUGGGAUGCUAAUAGUCAGGCUGCUACCUUCCUUACAGCUGAUCUCAGUUCACGGGCUGCUGGAGGUUCAAGUCCUGGGCUUUAUUACCACUGCCUCAACAAGCCCUAUUCACAGCUUGCCCACUGCCUGGUUGGAGCUGCAUGUAGAGCUACACUUCCAGCUGAUGAAGCUCAUAGCUCCCUUCUGUGGUUGAAACAAAGAGUUGACAGGAAGCUUCCAGCUAUACUCAAACCUUCCAGCAAUGUUGACAAAAAUGCCAUUGGUUCAUAUAUCCGUCUGUUUGAGCCUCUAGUUAUUAAAGCUCUUAAACAAUACACAGUUACUUCAAGUUUGGAUUUGCAGUGCCAAGUUCUGGCUUUAUUGGCCCAACUAAUUCAACUGAGAGUCAACUAUUGUCUUUUAGAUUCAGACCAAAUUUUUAUUGGUUUUGUCAUCAAGCAGUUUGAAUUUAUUGAAGAAGGGCAGAUUAGAAACUCAGAACUACUGAUACCACACAUCUUUCAGUUUCUGGUUAUGUUGUCUUAUGAGAAGUUUCACAGCAGGUCUAUCAUAGACAUGCCUAGAAUCAUUCACAGGCUGGACGGCAUAAUGGCCAGCGGUCUACAACCCACAACGCACGCUAUUCCAGCCCUGAGACCAGUUGUCUAUGAUUUGUUUCUCCUAAGAGGAACAGUCAAGUCAGAAGUGGGUAAGGACUUGGAGACUCAGAGAGAAGUUGUGGUGUCUAUGUUACUUAGACUUGUCCAGUAUUAUCAGGCUCUGGACAUGUUUUCCUUAGUGUUACAACAGUGUCACAGAGAGAGUGAGGAGAGGUGGAAGAGACUGUCACGCCAGGUGAUGGAUGUGCUGUUACCUGCUCUAGCCAAACAACAGAUAAAUGUUGAUUGUCAGAAUGCACUUGAUGUUCUUCAUAGACUGUUUGAGUCAGUCUCUCCUAGCGUCUUUCGACCUGUGGAUUUCUUAUUAAAAACUCUGCUAGCUCCACCUCAUGAUGUGAGUGACCUUCAGAGUCUACAGAAAUGGCUGUGUCUUGUUCUCAUUAUUCUUAGGGUCUUGAUUUCUCAGUCGAAGGAGGAGGUCAUCUUAUCCAGGCUAACAGAAUUACAGCUCCAUGUUUGUCUGCUCAGAGAUGCAAGUGAAAAUUCAUCAGCUAACUCUGUGGUAGAGUUGUUGAGAAAUCUGGCACCAGAAGAGACUGUUGCUUGGUUUUUAUUACAAGUCAUUGGCAAGUGUUCUGAGAUGUUAAACAAGGAGACGUCUGUGUUGAGUGCCACUCCCCAUCAUUCCAACCUGGCUACAUCUAGUGCUAGUGGUCUAGCUGUAGAGAAAUGUAGAUUCCUGCUUCAGCAGUCCUUACAUCUCAUGUUGUAUAUAACACACAUGUUCCAGUCUGGUUUGUUUCGGAAGGUAGCUACUGCAGCGAUGAGAUUGCUGCAGCUGGAAUCUCCAGCUUGUAUGUACAGUGUGGGUGAAAUCAAUGAACAUAUGGUGGGAGUCAGCAAUGUCUGCCCUUCACUCACCCUACACUGGUGCAAUGUUCUGAUCCUGCUCAACUUUGAUGACAGAAGUCUGUGGACUCGAGUUGUCCAGACUCCAUCAACAUAUAAAGUCAAUGAGUCGAGGGGAGACUAUGCUGUGAACCCAGACUACAGUGAAGUUAGUGGAGGUCAUCAUGCUAGGCCAUCGCAAUGUUGUGGCUUGGAGAUGCUGAGACGAGGAGGGCUGAUACUUUUCUGUGAUUAUGUAUGUGAAAAUUUAAGUGAUGCAGAACAUAUGACCUGGCUAAUUAUCAACCAUGUUAGUGACCUCAUACUGUUGUCUCAGGAGUCCCCUGUGCAAGAUUUUAUUAGUGCAAUACACAGGAACUCUGCUGCCAGUAGUCUGUUUAUUCAGGCCAUUCACGCAAGAGGAGACAGCAUCACCAAGCCAUCUAUGGUCAAGAGGACAUUGAAGUGUCUGGAUGCUGUUCACAUCUCCCAAAGUGGAUCACUUAUAGCGUUGUUAAUAGACAAGUUUCUUGGUUGUCACAGGCUGGCCAUUGCUAGGAUGACUGAUUCUAUUGUUUGCCAGAGACUGGAAACAUUGCUUGGAGAAUCUACAGAAGAGAUUAGUAAACAAUUGCCCAAAGAAGACAUUGAGAAAUUAUUACAGUUUCUGAAAUCAAAUGGUCUGAUAAAAAGGCAUCAGCGUUUGACAUCAUUACUAAGGAAGUUGUGUCUAGCUGCUGGUUCAACAGCUGAGAUAAAACUAUCACCUGAGAGAUCACAUCCAUUGUUUGUAGUUCCGCAAGAAAUUGCACAAAUUUCUAUUGAUAAGAUGUUUUACCUGUCUGUGGUCAGAGAACAGUGCUUUCAGCCAGCCCCCAAUACAAGGGAGUGUGCUUAUUUAUUACAAAGACUGGAGUAUCCAGAUAUUCUUUCUGUUACUAUGACAAAGGAGUUUAAUUUGUCAAUAUUAGAAGAGUGCAUGUCUCUUGGAGCAUUCCGUUCUGUGCUGCGCUACAACCGUGACCAUGACCUUGGCUCUUUGAGUCCCCAAGUCAGCACAAAAGAACCCAUACUUGAUCCAUUGUUCCAGGCCUCUCAAUUAACCCUGUUCCGUCACAUCAAUAAUGUAGUCAUCCAGCUUCCGUCACCACAUCAGUGUUUGGUCUUUUCAGAUUCUGCUCCGGCAUCUCACUUACACUAUAUGGAUCGCAUUGAAGAAUUGUUUACUGAGGCCCAGUGGGUGGAGAACAACUUCUGCCUGGCAUCUGCUCUGGUCAGGUACAUGGUGUCAUUGAGUCAGUUCACAUGGAAGGCAGAAGUACCGCAGGAAAAUCUAAAGGACAUCAUAAGCUUUACAGUUUUGUGUGCAGAGCUUAUUCAUUGGUCUGUGGAGCAUGAUAUGUUGCCAGAUUCUGAGCAUGUCCAGAAUUAUCUUUCAUGUUUGUCACUUCUGUUACAAGAUCCAGUUAUCCACUUGCUGAUUGGUCAGACAGAAUAUGCCACACAUGUCUGUAGCAUUGUCAGCUUUCUGCACCAGCUUCUGUCUUCAUUGGCUGUACUGCCUGGUGAGCCUGUGGCCUCAUUGUUUCAAGAUGACCGUCGGGAAGAUGCUGAAGAUGAUGAUGUUUCUUUGUCAGCAUGUUUAAUCAGAGCCUGUGAUGAGAUUUCUGAGCUGGUGCAUUGUCUACACACCAGGCUUGACCCCAACUCUAGUCCUGAACCACAACUACCUCCGUUCCUGGCAUCACCUUUCAGAAAUAUCAUUAUUGCUGUGUCACGCCUACCUGCAGUCAACACCUAUGCACGUACUCCACCUUUAGUCUGGAGGUUGGGCUGGUCCCCCACCCCUGUUGGUGAACUGAGAACAUGUUUACCUCCAUUACCUGUGGAGUACCUACAGGAGAAGGAUGUGUUGAAAGAAUUUGUUUCCAGAAUCAACUCUCUUGGGUGGGUCAAUAGACAACAAUUUGAAGAAAGCUGGAUGAGUCUUCUAGGGGUACUGAAUCCAGUCUCCCACACAGGGCAUGAGUUAUCUCCAGAGGAAGAAAUAGAGCAGGCCCAAGGUAUGGUGUUAGCUGUGAAGGCCAUCACAAGUCUUCUACUACAGUCAUCUCUUGUGCCCUAUGCAGGAAACCCAAGCAACAGUUUCUAUGAAGUUAGACCCAGAGACAAACCUUUAGCAUUUCUACACACACGAUGUGGUAAAAAGCUGUCACUUAUUCGUGGUUUAAUAGAACAAGAGAUUAUUAAUUUAUGUGCUUCUAGGCCUGACAGACUUGUGUCUCAAGCCUACAGUGGUAUUCCAUCUGACAAAUUCAGACUAAGUUUAUUUGAUGGCAAUUUGGAGAGAGAGCUGGGUGUUGAGGAAUUUAACUUGGGUCAGAUUUCUGUUGAGUCCACUUGGUCACUAGUAGGUAGUCUGGAUACCAACUUGUCCAACUCUGACACAACAGACUCCAUGGAUAGUCCCAGUGGUCAGCCAAAAUCACCCACCUCACACCCCACUGCCAGUGGGGUCAAGUUCUCAACCAAUCGUUCCAUCUACCACUGCGGCCUGGACAUUCACUCGUGUCUGCAGUUCUUGCUGGAGUUGUACGGAGCCUGGCUUCACUUGGAAAACAAUCCCAAACCUCCUUUGAUGUUGCUCAAUGCUGUGGUGAAGUCUAUGGUGUGUUUGUCUGACCUGUUUAUGGAGAGGGAGCAGUUUGAGUUCAUGCAGGACAUCCUCCUGGACCUAUUGAAGGGUCAUCCUGUGGAAGAUGAACUUAUAACUCAGUACCUGACUGUUGGAAUGUGUAAAGCAACAGCUGUAGUUGGCACAGAAGCACUAGUCAAUGAUAGAGUUGUGAAGCUGGUAGAUGCUGGCCUGAAGAGCACUCACUUACCCACCAAAAUUUCAGCUCUGCAUGGCUCACUGUACCUCCUUGAAGGUGGGAUCACAGAUCUGAACACCAGUCUCUUACCAAUACUGACAGAUUUUUUAUCCAAACAUUUAGCCAUUGUGAUAUCUCAAUCUUGUAUUAUAAGUCAACAGUUUGUCAUCACUAUGUGGGCAGUGGCUUUUUAUAUUAUUGAAAACUUUAACAAUGAAAUUAAAGACACAGACUUUGUGUCUAAAACUCUUCAGCUAGUUGUUCAGACCGCCUCUGGCAAUGAAGAGAAUGUGUCGACUUCUGUCUUCUUGACCGUCAUGAAAGGUACUGAGAGACUUUUGUUGACUGACGUCUUGUCACAGAGUGAUACAGAACUGAUCAUCAAACUCAGCAUGGACAGGCUGUGUCUCCCUAACCCUCAGAGGGCUCUAGCAGCAUUAGGUCUAAUGUUCACCUGCAUGUAUUCAGGUAAAUCUAUGGAUCAGUACAGUCCUCGACCUAGAGAGGAACAAGUUUUUGUAGAUAGCGGCUUUCAGUUGUUACAUCAGGAUCCUGACUCACUUAUACUGGCCAUGGAGAGAGUAACAGUAUUGUUUGAUAGGAUCAAGAAAGGCUAUCCAUAUGAAGCCAGGGUUAUCACAAGACUGCUACCUGCUUUCUUGGCAGAUUUUUUCCCAGCUCAGGACAUAAUGAACAAAGUAAUUGGAGAGUUCUUGUCAGCCCACCAGCCCUACCCCUACCUGAUAGCCAAAGUGGUAUUCCAGGUAUUUGCGACCCUCCACCAGCAGCAACAACAAGGACUGGUCAAGGAGUGGGUCAUGCUCAGCUUGUCUAACUUCACCCAGCGCUCACCUCUGGCCAUGGCCAUGUGGAGCCUAACUUUGUUCUUUAUUAGUGCAUCUACCAACGUCUGGCUCAGGUCACUCUUUCCUCAUGUGAUUGGGCGAAUGGGCUACAUGGAAACAGCGGACAGAAGUCUCUUCUGUAUGUGUGCCCUGGACUUCUAUCGUCAGCUGGUGGAGGAGAGUCACAAGAGAGCCUUUGUUUCCACAUUCCUAACAAUUGCUGCACCAGAUUCCCCAUACUCAGACCUUGUACAGUGCAUAUCUAGCAUUUGAAGCAACUGACCAGUGGUCAAGAUGAUGUGACCAUUUCUUUCUGCAGCAGAUUAGUAUCAAGGGAUAUUAGUAGAUUCUUUGUUGGCCGACACCAUUCCAGAAAAGGACCCACUGAUGGCACCACUGUCGGUUUGAUCAAAGCAGCUGUAACGGUUUGACUGAAGCAGCUCAAUGAAAAUGUUAGCCAUGUGCUGGUUCAGCCAUAUUUGUUUGUUUGUUCUGUCAUUGUAUCUAGAUGUACACUAUAUUUUCAUUGUCAGUUCACACCAACAGUUUAUUGACAAUAUUAAUUUUAUCUCAGCAAAAACAUUUGUUGUGCAAAUAUCCAAUCCAGGGUUGGUGCUGGAAUGAAGGGAUGGGAAAGGGGGGGGCCCACACAAAUACUUGUUAAGACUUCACAGCACACUCACAAAGAUGAUGUGAACCAUAUACAACUUUUGCUCAGUUCUAUUUGCCGAAUGUUAUGUUUAAUGUGAUGACAACAGUCAAGAGCUUAUUCAUGAUUUGGAUGGUUAGGCUUUGUGUUCUACUAUUCAGCUAGUCAUUGAUUUGUUAGAAGCUUUUUUUUUUUUUUGUGUGUACAUUAUUUCCAAUGUAUCAGAGCAAUAACCCAGGACAUUCACUCCAGAAAUAGGUUGGUAGCUAGAGGAAAUCUAAAGUACCGGUAUGAAAUUUUCAUCAUUGUUGAGGGUUCUUGUCCAGAGCUUUUGAAAGAGCCUUCACUCACAUGGAGAUUGAUGAUGAUGAGCAUUAUUUGAAGAAUUGACCGAAUUAAAUGAAAAUGUGAUGGUUUUAGAAAGUCUAAGAACUAAAAUUAAUUUUGGCUGUUGUUUUUUUUUCAUGCAUUUUAUCCUUUCUACUUUUGAAUUCUCUUGUUUUAUUGAACUGUUUGAAACUUUGUGCACAUUGUCGUCUGCUUGAACUUGAACCAGUUGAUUUGACACAGGAAGCAAAACGAAUGAGAGUAAGGAAUAUGCAGUUCUUAUUUUUCUUGCUGUGUAACGCUUUUGGUUCUGCCAAUACAUGUUACUUUAUUAUGGUUUCUUUAACUAUGAAAUGGUUCCAUCACUUUGUUACGGGGUGUUUGAUGGAUUCAGUCUAGAAUGUUUCAUACUUACAAGACUUCUUCUGGAUGUUGUAGAUGUAUUAUUUUAUGAAAUAAAUUUACAUGUCAGUUAUUACUUUU